This is a messenger RNA of Fimicolochytrium jonesii, 610 nucleotides long. Its product is annotated as 60S ribosomal protein L42. The transcript is spliced from 4 exons. The record is from RefSeq and is a predicted model, not a curated record. Gene Ontology annotation, biological process: translation. Gene Ontology annotation, cellular component: cytosolic large ribosomal subunit; ribosome. NCBI's taxonomy places the organism in Eukaryota, Fungi, Chytridiomycota, Chytridiomycetes, Spizellomycetales, Powellomycetaceae. Gene Ontology annotation, molecular function: structural constituent of ribosome. Bases 145 to 465 code for a protein of 106 amino acids.
CGCGUUUGUCCACAACCAACUCAUCAUUGACACCGGUGCUGCGGGUCCAUCACGGCAAAGGCGGCUGCGGACAACGAAAGCUUCGUCUCUACGGCACAUAUCCCGAAAUCGUCUUUUGGGUUGCAACACACACCGGGCGCCACAAUGGUCAACAUUCCCAAGACCCGUAACACCUACUGCAAGGGUAAGGAGUGCAAAAAGCACACCCCCCACAAGGUGACGCAGUACAAGACCGGUAAAGCUUCCCUGUUCGCGCAAGGAAAGCGUCGUUACGACCGGAAGCAGUCCGGUUUCGGUGGUCAGACCAAGCCCGUCUUCCACAAGAAGGCCAAGACUACCAAGAAGAUUGUCCUUCGUCUUGAGUGCACCGCUUGCAAGUACAAGCACCAGAUUGCCCUCAAGCGAUGCAAGCACUUCGAGCUUGGUGGUGACAAGAAGACCAAGGGUGCUGCCCUUCAAUUCUAAGCGCAUUGCUGGAUGUCCCCUCUGGAUCCCAUCUGGAAGGCUGGUCUUCGAUGUUCGCUCGUUUGGGUUGUCUGUUCGAGAUCAGAUUGCCCUUUCGGUCACUUUGUUAAUAUAAAAUCUCGACCAAUACGAAAUUUUGUGCUCG